GAGUACUCUUGCCUUUGAGAGAACAUGAGUACUUAAGUGGGGGAGUCCUGCCGCAUGACUGACGGGCCUGAGUAAGACCCAACACAGUUAGGGCUCACGCGUCGUACUGUUAACGUACUCGGUCUGCUCUUGAGCUUUUGAAGACUGAUAAGUUCUUCGUUAUGGAGAAUUCGUGAGAUGUCUCCUUUUUCUGUGACAUCAAGAGGCAUUUUGGGUACGAUCAUUUCGCGUACAGCGAACAAGAUAUCAUUGCAUCGCAACAACAUUGGGGACAUUUGCACAAUCUUGUUGCGGAUUUUUCUUGCCAGUGAUAGUGGUGGACUACGUUAUCUUCUCGCGCGUGAUCCAUUGAUCGAAUUAGUGCGUGUGAUUAGGAUGCUAAUCGAGUGACACACAGUGUGCAUUGUGCUUUGGAUAGAUUUACAACAAAAAUUUUCCUUCUGAAAUCGUAGAGACGAUAUCAGCUUAGGUGUUGCAAAUCGAAGCCAAAGAAUGAGAGAAGCCGACAAUUCAACGAACACAAGAGUUCAACACAAGAAGUUCAACAUGAAGAACGCAAACUAUAUUCAAAAUUUCAAUGACUAUCGGACUAGCAACAGGUUGGAUAAGUCACGUCCCGAUAGUCCGGAUAGUGGCUACAAAUCUUUCGAGACUUCGCCUGAACAUUUGAUUAAUUCAAGGUGCAUAGCAUCAAUUUGGGAAAAUCCAAGAGACUAUAACUACCGCUUUCAAGUUACACAAUAUCUCGUACAUGCAGAUUUCAAUGACACUUUGCGAGCUAAUACGCAACGUCAACCAACAGAGUGUGAGAGUCUUGCCAAUCUCGUAAAUUCUAUCCCGACAACAUCGUCGUAUCGCAAUGAGCUGAAUUUUUUGUCAUCGGCAGAAAUAAAUAAAAACAAGUCGCAGACAAACGAACAGAAGGAUAACGUACAGCCUCUCACACAAAAACCCGAUAUAUCUUCUGCAUACACACCCUCAUACAGACAGAUCGAAAUUCCUUCCUUUCUGCAACAAGCAACCACAUUUACAACAUCAUCAAAGGAAGAAUACACUACUCCGAAUAUAACAUCAACGAACAAAGGGAAUACUAUUAAUAUUGAAAAUCUAGCGGCAAGAGCGGUUGUUGCUGAAAAUUGCAAUAAGCAAUUUUACGAAGCAGACAAGUUCUCCAUCGACGAAAUCUCUGAGAUUUUCAAUUCGCUACAGCAGGAACAAUUCUCUAAUUCUGAUGGAUUAUCGGAUGCAAGAGUCAUAACAUCUGAACAACCUAAAAUUUCUAAUUUGGCGAAGACGUACGUAUUGCCGGACUAUUCUCCGACCAUUAGCUUGAACAAUUCCGAAUUCCCGAUUACGGUAUCAUCGAACAGCGAACAGAAGACUCAACAAAAACAACAGCUACAAAAAGAGCAUAACUACUUUCAGAAUUUGGAUACUUAUAUGAAAGCAAGAUCAGACGAAGAAUUCGUGGUAGGUGCGAAUACAAAUAUCAAGUUCGAUCCAAUUAUUUUCAAGCUGCCACCUCCCUAUCCAAGAAAUAACAUCGAAAAAAACCGUGCACCGUUAGCGCAGUACGUGAUCGUGCCAAAUUUUUCAAAUACCAACAUUUCGCCAACAUCGAACAUUGUAACUGAGAUGAAAUACGAGACACAGUCGGGUCCACCGACGACGCCGUCGCACUUGACUUCUUCCGGUGUCGAACCGCCGCAUAGCAGUCAGACUUCUGGAAUCGUGAUGGGUGAUUCACCAGCCGAGGUUGUCGGUGUAGACAGCUUGUUGUUGUCUUCUUGGGCCACAAAUGGACCCGAAUUCCUUGAGGGUGGAGUACCAGACGUGAAACAAACGGCCGGAUUUCAAGAUGCUUCGUGGGAUUCACUUAUGCUAAAUUCGACUGUCAACGUCGCCUCGGCUCAAUCGUUAAUGGAAAUAAAGGGUCCACUUCCAUCUUUCACUAAUUACACGGGACACCUUUCAAUCAACGGCAUAUCUGGCCAUCACUAUCACGCGAUAGCCUCAUCCGGUCAGAGAUCAUCUGUACCAUCCGCAUCGCCGACACCCUCCUCUAAUCAGGAAUAUUACGAACCGCCCGUAGUGUCCUCGAGUACACCAUGUCCGCAGGUAAGUCAAAAACAUCAGCCACAAAAUCAUCAGCAACCACAACAACAGCCACAGCCUCAAAAUCAACACCAGCAACAACAACUGCCACAGUCGACGCAACAGAUGGAGUACGAUAUUGAGGAUAUAGCGGAGAUUAUUGGUUCCGCGAUAGCAGACACAACGGUGCCAGGAAACGGAAACGGUCCUAGUUCGGAGCAAACUUCGGAUUCAAGGGACGACUGGAUAGAUAUCGCCGAUUGGAUUGAUAUAGCGCAUGAAUGCUCGCCCAAGACCCAAGAGACCACGUCGCCCAAUUCAUUCGCACCACAGAUUUACGUGACCACGACGCCGACCAUGCCGACUCAACAACACGCUGGUUCCACGCUACAAAAUCUGCUUACGCAGAGCUAUGCGCCCCUACUGCAAGCGAGAUUGCAGGCCGGCAAUGCCGGUCUUCAAAACACAUCCUGUGGCGAAACGCCGUCAUCGACGAGCCCUUAUCCACCUCUCAGCCCGCCAAACCGAGUGUCAACGUCUUGCAGCCCUGAUGACCUCUUACACUCGUCUUUCGCUACUCCUUCGCAUCCUAGAAAAAGAUCGCGAUCCUCGCCGGGUUCCGGACAGAAUCCGAACAAGAAGAAUCCGGCCCUCAAUACAGCAGUAUUACCAUACGGAACGGAAUCCGAAGUGAUUGGCAAUCCAAAGAAGCCCGUUCAUAAGUGUCACAUAUGCAACAGGGCAUUCUUGAAUAAGAGCAAUAUUAAGGUGCAUUUGCGUACACACACGGGCGAGAAACCAUUCAAGUGUGAUGUAUGCAGUAAGGCUUUCAGACAAAAAGCGCAUCUUAUCAAACACCAGCAGAUUCACAAAAGGGGCGGCAGGGAAUAAAUUCUUUCUUUGAUUGAAGGGACACACUUUAUAUAAUAAAAUCGAUUAUUCUAAUGAUAAAUAACAUAGGUAAAGACAUAUAAUAAGAAUAGACUUAUAAACAUACUUAAAUUAUGCUAUAUCGUACCUAUGAUACAUGGCGAUAAUGCGGCCAUCGUAGUGACAGUAUACAGUAUGUGAUCAUUCUCAUUAGAAUUCGUUGAUUUAAAUGUGUCCCUUUAAUUGGAGAAAGAUAAGCGGAUACAAGUCCGCUACUAAUUUAAUGGAGAUAAUUAUGGCCGACAUUCAAAAUAGCGACAUAUAAUAUUAGUUUUAAUACAUAAUUCCAUGCAUGUCUUAAGACAUGCAUGGAAUUAUGUAUUCUAAUAUUCCAUUAAGCUCACAAAUUAAAGAUUGGAUAACUAAUUGAAAUUGAAUUGAUAACAUAUUCAAACUCUUCUCUGAACAUCGCAUUUUUAUUCAAGAUUUUUAUUCUUUAUUUUUUGCAAUGAAGCUAUAUCAUAAGCUGAAUAAUUAAACAUCGAUUAUUAUUAUUGUGUAUUUCAAAAUUACUAUUUUUUUAUUUUUGCGUAUUAAUUUUAAAAUUAAGCCAAAAAUAUAAAAUAAUAUUCAUUUUUUUAAUUACAAAAAAAAAAUUUUAUAACAUUUUUACUAUUGGUAAGUUUGGUCAUAAAUUGUUUGCCAUUUUCUUGCAUUGCAAGUUUAAUGAUGAAUUCUGCGUUUUACACCUCGUGUAAUUAUAUAGCAGAUAAUCUGAAAAUAUAAGAUAAUUUUGUCUUUUUUUUCUCAAAAUAUAUAUAGCAAUUUUUAUAUUCGACGAACGAAGUGUGAUGUUCGAUUAGCUUAAUUGCAAAAAGUAAAAAAUAAAAAUUUUAGCGAGUAAAAAAUGCCCUGUUUAAAAAAAGAUUUGAAUAAUUCAAAUAUCAUCUAUUAUAUUACAUCUUCACUCUCGAUAAGAAAUAACUCUCCAAAUAUGCCUUUUUAAUAAAGACAGUAAAGCCUGAUUAUCAAAAUUAUGCAAAGUUAUAAAAUAUUAUCUACUGAUGAUAUUUUUAUAAGAAUCUGAAUUCAUGCAGAAAUGAAUUCAUCAAAAUCGUGUUGUACAUUUAUAUGUUACGGUGAUUUUAUAUAAAACAAACUUUGACAUUACAAUACUAUAUAAUCUUUGAAAUUUUGACGAAAUUAUUGAUCAUGUUUAUAAUGCUUAUUUUAUGAAAGAACUGAUAAACUUUAUUUAUU
Cataglyphis hispanica is the source of this 4224-nucleotide messenger RNA. It is a transcript of the gene ich, whose product is annotated as ras-interacting protein RIP3. Gene Ontology annotation, molecular function: DNA-binding transcription factor activity, RNA polymerase II-specific; RNA polymerase II transcription regulatory region sequence-specific DNA binding. Lineage: Eukaryota; Metazoa; Arthropoda; Insecta; Hymenoptera; Formicidae. The coding region runs from base 493 to 2985 and encodes 830 amino acids. The record is from RefSeq and is a predicted model, not a curated record. Gene Ontology annotation, biological process: embryo development; embryonic hindgut morphogenesis; regulation of transcription by RNA polymerase II. Gene Ontology annotation, cellular component: nucleus. The transcript has 3 exons.